Stegostoma tigrinum is the source of this 2834-nucleotide messenger RNA. RefSeq names its product CD40 ligand-like. Gene Ontology annotation, cellular component: membrane. Gene Ontology annotation, biological process: immune response. Gene Ontology annotation, molecular function: tumor necrosis factor receptor binding. The transcript is spliced from 5 exons. Bases 4 to 936 code for a protein of 310 amino acids. The record is from RefSeq and is a predicted model, not a curated record. Lineage: Eukaryota; Metazoa; Chordata; Chondrichthyes; Orectolobiformes; Stegostomatidae.
UGAAUGCUGCGCGGAGGUCACUCCAGUCUGAGAGAGGGCACUGUUUUCACUGUCUCUGCAGCCGUUGAGAACAUGAACGAAGCAUCACGCAAGUCUCCGGAGGAGCAGAGAGCUGGCCAGCAGCAAGCCUCUAUAGCAGUGCGAGCCUUCAUCUACCUUCUGGCUGCGUUCCUGCUCGCUCAUAUGGUCUCAAGCGCUUUACUCUACGUCUACUUCUCAAUCAAACUGCAGAAGGUUCAGGACAUAAUGAACACGGAACCAGAAUCUAUGUUCCUGCAGAUUCUAAAAAAGUGUGAAAGUAAGGAUCAGAUCGAGAAGAACAAACAUUUCUGUGAAGGAGAAAGAUAUCGGUUCCAGCACUUCUUAAAGUACCUAGUGAACAACACUGAAGAACAUCACCAUGAAGGCCCAAGACAAGAAAUGCAGAUAGGGAAUCACCCUGCUCCAACAAUAGGCAGCAUCAUCAAACUUCAAAGGACAGCAGCUCACCUCAUCGCCACCAACCACCCCCACAACAGACCAGAGACCAACUUUCCCAAUGACAAAGGCAAGCCAAUAAAGCAAUGGAUGGCUGAAGGUUUCCCAGCUUUUACACACAAUAUAAACUAUACCAGUGGUAAGCUUGUUAUCACUGAGCCUGGCUUUUACUACGUUUACUGUCAGGUUAGUUUCCGACUGUCCAGCAACACGACUCUCCACUCAUCCAACGCCCCAUUUCUUCAGUACAUCUAUCUGCAAAGAAUGAAGGAGCAAACCACGCUACUCAUGAAGGCAUCGAAAACACCAGUCGAUAAAAAGCAAGCUGCUAGUUUCAACUCAAUCAAUCAAGGGGGUGUGUUUCAGCUGAAAACAGGAGAUAAACUGUUUGUGACUGUGACAGAUCCAGAGUUGCUCAGUUAUGACAGUGCCACUUACUUUGGUAUCUUUCAGCUUUAAUUCCUUCUGUUAAAACGUGACGUUAAGUCUACGGUCAGGUAGAAAGGCUCAGGUGUUUUGCCACUGGCUCAUUGUUUAGAACUGCAGAAUAUUUCACCGGGAAUCGCCAAUCCUAUAAUUAGCAACGAAGUACAUUCCAGUAACAACAGCAUUCCAAUUUUUCAACAUUCCCUAAUCACUCCUUUUACUAGCAGUGAUCCAAAUUGCCAAUGCCCCAUCAUAUUCCUCUUAGGAGCAUACAAAAAGUGCAGCAUUCGAAAAACAGUGCAAGAUCAAGAAUAACGAAGCUCAGCCUCCUACUCAACUGCUCCAGUGAAUUAUCCCUUUCAGUAAAAUGGUGCAAGAAACUGACAUUAAAGUGACUGUUCCUUGCACCAAUUGCCAAGUGAUAAUUUAGGCCUGAUUGUUAUCAGUUGACGCUAACCUACAGUCUGCCUUAGCAAAGCUCUGCAAUAAGUGACCAUUGGUCUGUGUACCUCAGGCUGUCAUAUCUGGUGUGGCGAACUGUGCACCCAGUUUCCGAGUCACCGGGAAUUCUCUCGUAAAUAAUCAUUACUGCUGUCUAAAUCCCCACGGUAGUGGGGUGGGGACGGAAUGUCAGAUGUUGCUAAUGAGCAGCUUGCUGGGUGGGGGGGGUGUAUUUUGUUCCACUUAUUAAUUUGUGAUUAAACUCGCACCCUUUAGCAAGGACUGCCUUCUGGCUGUAGAUGCUUGUCAAGUACAUCCUGUGUCUCGAUGCAGCAGCCUACAGCUUGUAAACAGAAAACCACAGCCCCAGUGCACUGAGGCAACGUUAGUUACAAGUGAGCUUUGUCUGAAUAUGCCCUCGUGUUCUUGUACGAAACAGUGAGCAGGUUAAAAAGAGAAAUGAAUGUUAGUGAGCUAAAACUGAAGGAAAGCUGAGGAGGUCUUCAUUGUAGUUGAAAAGUUCAUUCCAAGUGUGGGAGUAUCGUCAUUCUAGUAAAACCGUACCACAUUUGUAAUUGUUCAAAAAUGCAUUUGAUAUCUUAUUCUUAUUGCACACAUAAAGCAUCAGAUUUGAAAGGGCACAUGAAACGCCUCAGUAACUUAGCAGAUAAACAGUUUUAAAUAGGCUUAUUGUAUUCCAUUGUCCCUGUGAAGUGGUUUAGCAUUCGAAGUGAUGUAUCUUUGAUAAAGUGGAACUGAACCAUAGACACUCAGGAAGUGAAGCUUUAAAUCUUCUAAAUAAUGUGUUACCACUUCAGCAUUUCUUGCUAAACAAAAUUUUGUUAUUGCAGACUAAUUUUCCUCCCAGGUUUGCUACUGACUUUAUUCUACAUCAACAAAAUUUGACCAAACUUGUGCCAUAAUAACAAGUUCCGACUGCAGUUUCAGGAGUUUUUGUUCAGCUAUCUAUCACAAACCAAACUCUGCAAGUUCUAUGUCAGUGAUCUUAUACUCCUAUCAAGGAGCACACUCAUAGGAUGCAUUGGUCGGGUAAUGCACUUGGAAAUAGCUCGAGACCGUGCAGGGUUUUAUUUUUGCACAAGCACUAAUUAUUCCCGUUCCCCCUUGUCCUGUGAAAAGUGUGUCACACGGUAAUAGCUGGAAGUGUUACUGUGAGCUCCAUUCUGUCAUGAAUGUUCACAAGAAUGGCAUUCAGUCUCCAUGUGCAUUUCAGUGAAAAUGCUUUUUUUUGUAUUUUAUUUAUAUUCUGGAACAGGAUAAUUAAAUUGCACUUGUCAAGUUUUUAAUUACAAAAGCAGGUGAACACCUAUUUCUGUCUGUGUCUGUGAGGCUAGUUGUGUUUUUUUUGAGUGUAACUAGCAUUUUGUGCAGAACACAAAUCUCAAGCUACUACACUCCAAAAAAUAAUCACUUUAGAAAUGGUACGUUUUACCUGAUGUUAAUAAUAUUAAGCUAUUUAUUUGAUUCAA